Vigna angularis (adzuki bean) is the source of this 1313-nucleotide messenger RNA. Its product is annotated as disease resistance protein Roq1-like. The transcript is spliced from 2 exons. Gene Ontology annotation, biological process: defense response; signal transduction. The coding region runs from base 86 to 1261 and encodes 391 amino acids. The record is from RefSeq and is a predicted model, not a curated record. Gene Ontology annotation, molecular function: ADP binding. NCBI's taxonomy places the organism in Eukaryota, Viridiplantae, Streptophyta, Magnoliopsida, Fabales, Fabaceae.
CAAGUAAUUUUAAAAUUUGAUGCAAAAUAUAUAGUUUUUUAAUCCUGAAAUUCCUUAUCAGACUCUUAAAAGAAAUGACAAGUGCAUGAACUGUGAUUUUAACAUCUUUUAUCAUUAUUGCUGUACCUUUGAAGAGUUGACUUCAAUUUCUUUGAUGGAGUUCGCUUAUUCUUCUUCAUCGUCAUCAUCUUCUUCCUUCUUAAAAUCAGAACCCCAUUUCAUAUACGAUGUAUUCAUCAAAUUUUGGGGAGAAGAUAUCGGUAAAAAGUUCGUUUCUCAUCUCCAUUCUGUCCUUUUACAGGAGCAAGUCAAAACUUUGAUUAAUGAGGAGACUCUUCAGGAGGGAAUGAAGUUUGCAGAACACAUGCGAGCCAUAGCUGCUUCUAAGAUCGUAAUAAUAGUUUUCACCAAAACAGACGCUAAAUCUAGCAGCCGCUGUAUUCUUGAGGUUGAAAAGAUCCUCGAGUACCACCAAACUUUUGGCCAAAUAGUUCUGUCCGUAUUUUACGAGAUUGACCCAUUAGAUGUACGUUUCCAAAAGGAUGGUCUUGGAAUAGCGUUAGCAAAAGCUGCACUCAUAAGUUCAGGAAAAGAACUGGAAUACUGGUGGUGUAGACAACCUGCAGGUAUCUUUGGUUGGGAUGUCAGAGAUUUCAGACAUGAUGCUGAACUUGUGAAGGUAAUUGUUAGCCAUGUUCAGACAUUGCUAGGCUAUGCAGACAUGUCUAUUCCCCGAUUUGCUCUUGGAUUAGAGUCCCAGGUGGAAAAGGUAAUUGAUUGUAUUGAAAAUCAUUCCACCGAUGUCUGUGUGAUAGGGAUAUGGGGAACGGGAGCGUCGGGUAAAACUAUUUUAGCCGAAGCCAUCUAUAAUCGAAUUUAUCGUUCAUUCAUCGGUAAGAGUUUUAUUCAAAAUAUUAGAGACUUUUGGAAUAAAGAAAAUGGAACGUAUGUUCAGUUGCAAGAGUCUCUUCUUUAUGAUGUCUUAAAAUCCAAGUUCAAGGUGGAAAGCUAUUUGAUGGGAAGAACUGUGAUCGAGAAUGAACUUUCUCGAAGAAAGUUGCUCAUUGUGCUUGAUGGUGUGAAUGAGUUUUGCCAGUUAGAAAACCUUUGUGGGAACAGUAAAUGGUUCGGUCAAGGAACAGUGAUAAUCAUUACAACUAGAGAUGUUGGCCUGCUGCUCCAAUUCCAAGUUAAUUAUGUUUAUAAAAUGCAUUAUAACCGAAACGAUUCCUUUGAGCUUUUAAGUUGUUUUGCCUUUUGAGUUAUUGGUAAUUUCUGGUAUCAUUUUUAAUUUCAUUUUCAAGUUUACUCAA